AUGAAUGCGGAUAAUCGACGAGGGGAGAUGGCGGACGUGAAGAUGCAGCUGGGUCAACUCGCGGGAAGCAGGGCGCCAGGAGCGGCGGAGAUGCGGCGGGAGCUCUUCAAGAAGGUCAUAUCGCACAUGACCAUCGGGAUCGACGUCUCGUCCGUCUUCAGCGAGAUGGUGAUGUGCAGUGCGGCGUCGGACCUGGUGGUGAAGAAGAUGUGUUACCUCUACGUUGCCACCUACGCCGCCACCAAGCCCGAGCUCGCCCUCCUCACCAUCAACUUCCUGCAGCGCGACUGCCAGGAUGACGACCCCAUGAUUCGGGGCCUGGCCCUGCGCAACCUGUGCGCCCUGCGGGUGCGCGGGCUGGUGGAGUAUCUCGUGGGGCCGCUGGAGCGAGGGCUGGGGGACGUGAGUGCGUACGUGAGGGCGGUGGCAGUGAUGGGCGUGCUGAAGCUGUAUCACCUGGCGCCGGGGGUGUGCCGCGAGCAUGGAUACAUCGGCAUGCUCAAGAGGAAACUCUCUGACGACCCAGAUGCGCAGGUGGUGGCCAACUGUGUGAGCGCGCUACAGGAGAUACUGGCAGGGGAGUCGCUGGCAGAGGAUGGAGAUCCCGAGGCCGUGAGGGACCGCGACAUGCUGCACGGCCGCGCCCUCGUCUUCUCCCUCCUCAACCGAAUGAAGGAGAUGAGUGAGUGGGCGCAGUGCACGGUACUCGAUCUGGCAUCGCGCUACACCCCAUCCCACCCAGACGAGGCGUUUGACCUCAUGAACCUGCUGGAGGACCGCCUGCAGCACGCCAACAGCGCUGUUGUGCUCGGCACCGCCAAGCUCUUCCUGCACCUCACACUCUCCAUGCCGGACGUGCACCACCAGGUGUACGAGCGCAUCAAAACCCCGCUGCUCACGCUAGUGGGCACGUGCAGCACAGAGCAGUCCUAUGCGGUUCUCUGCCACCUCUCCCUGCUCGUCUCGCGCUGCCCGUCUGUAUUCGCAGGCGACUACAAGCAUCUGUACUGCAAGGUCCGCGACCCGCCCUAUGUGAAGCGCCUCAAGCUGCACAUGCUCACGGCUAUUGCAAAUGACAGCAACACCUACGAUAUUGUGACGGAGCUGACAGAGUAUGCUGCGGAUGUUGAUGUGUCCAUUGCACGAGAGGCCAUACGGGCAGUGGGGCAGAUAGCGCUGCAGAGCUACGAUGUGAACGGCAUUGUGGACCGGCUGCUGCAGUUCCUGGAGAUGGACACUGACUAUGUCACUGCGGAGACUCUGGUGCUGGUGCGUGAUCUCCUGCGCAAGUAUCCCCAGUGGGCGCAGGACUGCAUAGCCGUGGUGGGCUCUGUGAGCUCUCGCUCCGUCACCGACCCGCGGGCCAAGGCAGCUCUGGUGUGGAUGCUGGGCGAGUACGGGCAGCACAUGGGGGACGCUCCUUACACGCUUGAGGGUUUCGUCAACUCGUGGGAGGAGGAGACAAACGCCGAGGUGCGCCUGGAGCUGCUGACAGCCGUGGCGAAGCUCUUCUUCAAGCGCCCCCCCGAGUGCCAGAAGAUGCUGGGUGCUGUGCUCGCCCAUGGGCUCGCUGAGUCGCAGCAGGACGUGCAUGACCGCGCGCUGCUAUACUAUCGGUUGCUGCGAGCGGGAGUGGGCGUGGCGGAGCAGGUGAUCAACCCGGAGAAGCAGCCGGUGUCGGUCUUUGUGGACUCGCAAGGCAGUGAGACGCGCGACCGCAUCUUCGAUGAGUUCAACUCCCUCUCUGUUGUUUACCAAAAGCCAGCAUACCUGUUUCUCGACAAGGAUCAGCGCAGCCUGCUCGACGCCGAAUACACCUCCGUGGCCUCUGCCGCCGCCGCCGCCGCUUCUGCUGCUGCCGCGGCGGCCAGUGCUCCUGCCACUGCUGCAGCUGCCCCAUCUGCUCGUGCGUCACAGGGCGAAUCUGCUGCCUCGCUCCUCGACGCCUCUGACAGGGAGCAUGCUGACUCGCCUCUCAUCUCCACCGCUGCUGUGCCCAACGGCCAUGCUGCUGCUGGUGCUGCUGGUAGUGCUGGUGCUGGUGGUGCAGCAGCAGCAGCGGCUCCUCUGCUGCCGUUGGAUCUUCUAUCAGAUGGACCCGCACACAGCCUGCUGGGCCUGGCAGCGCCUUCCCAAGCGACAGGUGGCGGAGCGGGAUUGGAGGACAUGCUGUCAGGGGGGCAUGCACCUGUGCGGCCGGCGCUAGUGCUGAGUGCCAAGGCGUCCCUGGAUGCACCGUCCUUCCAGCGCACGUGGAGCCAGCUGCCUGUCGCUGCUACUCUCGAGGAGAAACUGCCUGGAACUUUCAUCACUGCACUGACAGCGCCAGCCCCUCUUUUAAGGCACAUGGUCCACAGGAACAUCCAGUGCAUGGCAUCAGGCGGCCAACGCCCUGCCUUCAGAUUCUUCUUCUACGCGCAAAAGGCCGAUGCGGCGCCAGGUGGCAUGUUUCUAGUGGAGCUGCAGGUGAACACAAGUGCUGCCACGGCAAGUGGCAAGGUGAAGGGGGCGGCAGGAGCAGCUGACGAGUUUGCUGCCUUGUUUCCCGCGCAGCCAUCCAGUGCAAGCCGCGCAUCUUGGCGCCACCUGAACCGCGCAUGGCGGAACUGCGGGGAGAAUGCUCACCUCGCGGCGCCCUCCCGCGGAAACUCCGGAAAAUUUUCAGCGCCAUCAGCCGUCUACAUCGUUCGCCUGAGAUCGGCUCCUCCCCUUUCCGAAUAUCGCGGCGGAAUCGCGGGCUACCACGCGACGGCCACGUGGGACGACGGCAGCGACGAGGAGGACAGUGAUGCCGUGCCGCAGAUGAUUCUCCCCGCCGGCGAUUCCGCCGAAGCCGCAAGCGGCGAGUCCGUCGACCUGGACGACACUGACGGCGACCACCUCCUCCCCAAGUUGAACGCAACUGUGACCGCGCCGCCCCCAAACGGCACAUCUGACGCCGCCGCUGCUACUCCCAGCGGUCGCGGCGGUAACGGUAAAGGUAACGGAGGUCGUAACGGCGGCGGCGGGUGCCCGCGACACCGGCUGAUUCUGAGCAUGGACCGCCCCCAGGUGGCGGCGUUUGCGGGGCUGCUGCAGCGGCAGCAGGCGCAGGUCGCGAGCAUACCCGAGGACGGGCUGAUCUACAGCUACAAGCACACGUCCAACGGCUUCGUCGUGCGCCUCACGCCGCGCCAGCUGUGGCGGUUGCGGCGCCACCCCGCCGUGGCGUCCGUCCGCGCCAGCCGCGUGUUCCGCGCGCAGACGACCGACUCGCCGCAGUUCCUGGGGCUGCCCGGGCAGGUGUGGCCGGCAGUGGGCGGGCAGAGCAAGGCGGGCGAGGGCACGGUGGUGGGGAUCGUGGACUCGGGUAUCUGGCCCGAACACCCGUCCUUCAGCGAUAAGGGCCUCUCCUCGCAGCUGCCCGCGGGGUGGAAGGGCAAGUGCGAGCAGUCGAGCUCGUUCCGGUGCAACAACAAGGUGAUCGGCGCCAGGGCCUUCUAUGCCGGCUUCCAGCAGGAGAGCGGCAGCCCCGUGUUGACCAACGACUGGCUCACGCCGCGAGAUGCCGACGGCCAUGGCACGUGGUGCGCGGGGGCAGCCGCGGGGAACCCCGUGCAGGUGACGGGCGGCGGGCAGAUGAGCGGCAUGGCGCCAGCAGCGCGCAUUGUGGUGUACAAGGUAUUUUGGACGAGCCAGGAUGGGAAUUUGACUGCGGCAGAGUCAGAUAUCAUCGCAGCCGUCAAUCAGGGCGUGGCGGACGGUGUGGAUGUGCUGUCGCUGUCUCUGGGGGUCGUGGAUCCCGAGCAGAAUUAUUUCAACGAUCUCGCUUUCAUGCGAGCCAAUGCUGCCGGGGUGUUUGUCGCCUUAGCUGCCGGCAACGCAGGGCCUCCAGGUGGUGGUGGGUUCUACCGCACAAUUGACAACUUCUCGCCUUUCUACCUGACCGUUGGCGCCAGCAGCGUUGACCGAGGUGGCGCGUCCCUCGCCUCCUCAACUGCCGGCGCCCAGUCGCUCGCUCUUGGUGCCACCAUCAGCAGCAACGGCACCGACGGCAGCACCAGCGGUAACUUCAAUGGCAACAGCACGGACGGCAGCAGCAGCACCGUUCUGACCGCCGACGGUGGGAUCACCUUCACCUCCUCCUCCUCCUCCGCCCCGGUGGUGUAUGACUUGUCUUCCUGCGGCCCCCUGCUGCCGCCCUCCGCCACGGCCCAGCCGCCCAAGCCAGGCAACGCCAUCCUGAAGCCUGACAUCAUCGGCCCCGGAGUGGACCUCAUAGGCGCUGCUCCCGGCAAGAAACCAGGCGAGCUAGGCGUUGUCGUGCGCGCGUCGGGUACUUCCAUGGCCACCCCGCAUUUAGCAGGGCUAGCCGCAAUAAUUAUCCAGAAGCACCCCAACUGGACCCCGGCGCAGGUGAUGUCAGCGCUGAUGACGACGGCGCGGGUGACAGACACGAGCAAGAGCCCGAUCAAGAGUGCGACAGGCGGAGACGCCACCCCGUGGGAGAUGGGCGCAGGCCACGUGUUCCCCCCGGCCAUGCUCGACCCCGGGCUUACUUACGAUGUCCGCGACCGCGACUACCAGAAUUUCCUGGCCGGGCAGGACCUCAACCGCGCGAAAAAGGAGUUCCCAGGGGUGGCGCUCUCUCCUCUGGCUGUUCGCAACCUCAACCUGCCCACCAUCACUCUGCCUCGCCUGCAGGGCUCCCUGCAGGUCACACGCACCGUCACCAACGUGGGGAAGUGUCGCUCCACAUACAGCAUAUCUGGGAAGGCGCCGCAGGGGGUGAAGCUGACUGUGUCUUCAAAGACCCUCACGCUGGCUCCCGGGGAGAAGGCCACGUACACGCUGACGGUCACAGUGGAUACCCCCACUGCCCCCAUCGGCGCUCACCACCUGCCAAGGGAGCAGUGGAAGGAACCGACUAGCGGUGCGCUGAGGGAGAGGGAAGAUGAUAAUGAUGAAGUUGUUGUACCUCUCUCCACUCCCCCUACCCCUCUCUCUUCCCCCUUUCCCCCCCUCCCUCCCCAUUCGCCCUCCCCCAUACCCACUCAUUCUGCCCACAUUCCUCUCGUGUAUUCUAACAGCGGAGGAGCAGGGGGAGGAGUAAUCGUGCGAGAGGCCAACCACGUAAUAGAGGAGUUCAUGCUACCUUUCAUGCCCCCCCUCUUAUCCUCCUCUCUGCAUCUGUUUGUAUUCAUCUCGUCUCCCUCGCUCUCUGCCCAUCAGGCAUGCAUGUACCUGGUGCGAGAGGCCAAUCACAUGAUAAUUGAGUUCAUGCUGGCAGCCAACGUGUUCGCGGUUGAGAAGAUCCUCCAAUACUUCGGCUCCUACUCCAUGCUCAGGCGGCACCCCACCCCAUCACCCAACAUGUUUGAGCCGCUGCUGCGCACAGCAGAGGCGGUGGGGAUUGCAGUUGACACGUCCUCCUCCAAGAAUCUCGCUGACUCGCUUGACCGCACUAUGGCAGUGGGGGUCGCUAUGGACACCUCCUCCUCCAAGAACCUUGCUGACUCGCUUGACCAAGCUGUGGGCCCUGACCCUCAUUUCAAAAAGCUUAUCCGCAUCCUCACCACUCGCUGCAUGACUCAGGCGGUGUAUUUCCCCAGCGGCCAGCUCGCCCCUGCAGAGAACCACCACUACGGGCUCGCAUCCUUCACAUUCGUGCCCUCUAGCUCUCGUUCACGCACACAACCCAGUACCACCCAUUACGACCUCGCAAGCCCCAUCUACACGCACUUCACCUCGCCCAUCCGCCGCUAUGCGGACGUGGUGGUGCAUCGCCUGCUGGCCGCAGCCAUAGGGUUGACACCGCUGCCGGAUCAGACCAAGGAUAAGAUUGCUCUCACUGCCCUCACUGACAACCUCAACUAUCGCAACCGCAAUGCUCAGAUGGCGGGGCGAGCAUCGGUGGAGCUUCACACGCUCAUCUUCUUUCGCACUCGGUAUGGCAUAGAGGGACCAGUUUAUCUCGUACCCAAGGAACCUCCCAAGGGGAAAGCUGUUGCAGUUGCUCUUGCCAACAAGAUCGAUAGGAAUGCGCCGUCAAGCGACUGGGUGGUGGAUGAUAAGUCGCAGACGGUGGAGUCAAAAGACGGAAAGCGGCGAUUCAAGGUGUUGGACACGGUUACUUACACACCAUCCAGUGCAAGUCGCGAAUCAGCUUGGCGCAACUUGAACCGCGCUUGGCGGAACGGCGGCGAGAAUGCUCACUUCUCGGCGACCUCCCGCAGCAACUCCGGAAAUUUUGCAACGCCAGCUGCCGACGGCUCCGCGGUAUACAUUGUUCGCCUGAGCACGGCGCCUCCCCUCACCGAAUAUCGCGGCGGAAUUGCGGGCUACCCCGCGACGGCCACGUGGGACGACGGCAGCGACGAAGAGGACAGUGAGGAAGUGCCGCAGAUGAUUCUCCCCGCCGGAGAUUCCGCCGCCGCCGCAGGCGGCGAGUCCGUCGAUCUGGACGACACCGACGGCGACCAGCAGCUCUCAAACGCGACGGUGCCAUCAUCACCGCCCGCAAACGGCACAUCUGAUGCCACCGCCACUCCGAGCGCUCGCGGCGGUCGCGGCGGUAACGGUAACGGCGGUCGGAAUGGCGGCGCCGGGUGCCCGCGGCACCGGCUGAGUCUGAGCAUGGACCGCCCCCAGGUGGCGGCGUUCGCGGGGCUGCUGCAGCGGCAGCAGGCGCAGGUGGCAUCUGAGGCAGGCGUACCCGAGGAUGGGCUGCUCUACAGCUACAAGCACACGUCCAACGGCUUCGCCGCGCGCCUCACGCCGCGCCAGCUGUGGCGGCUGCGGCGCAACCCCGCCGUGGCGUCCGUCCGCGCCAGCCGCGUGUUCAGCCGGCAGACGACCGACUCUCCGCAGUUCCUGGGGCUGCCCGGAAAGGUGUGGCCGGCAGUUGGCGGGCAGAGCAAGGCGGGCGAGGGCACGGUGGUGGGGAUCGUGGACACGGGUAUCUGGCCCGAACACCCUUCCUUCAGCGAUAAGGGCCUCUCCGCGCAGCUGCCCGCGGGGUGGAAGGGCAAGUGCGAGCAGUCGAGCUCGUUCCGGUGCAACAACAAGUUGAUCGGCGCCAAGGCCUUCUAUGCCGGCUUCCAGCAGAGCUACGGCCGGCCCGUGCUGAGCAACGACUGGCUCACGCCGCGAGAUGCGGACGGCCAUGGCACGUGGUGCGCGGGGGCGGCCGCGGGCAACCCCGUGAAUGUGAAGGGCGGCGGGCAGGUGAGCGGCAUGGCGCCGGCAGCGCGCAUUGCGGCGUACAAGGUCUUCUGGAAGGACAGCAACGGGGCAAUGACCGCGAUGGAGUCAGAUAUCAUCGCAGCCGUCAAUCAGGGCGUGGCGGACGGUGUGGAUGUGCUGUCGCUGUCUCUGGGCAGCAAGAUUCCCGAUCCCAACGACCACUAUUUCAACGAUCUCGCUUUCAUGCGCGCCAAUGCUGCCGGGGUGUUUGUCACCUUUGCUGCCGGCAACAGCGGGCCUCCCGGGAGUAUUGGUGGAGGGUACUACCGCACGUUGGACAACUUCGCGCCUUUCUACCUCACUGUUGGCGCCAGCACCAUUGCCCGAGGCGGCGCGUCCCUCGCCUCCUCAACUGCCGGCGCUCAGUCGCUCGCUCUCGGCGCCACCACCAGCAGCAACGGCACUGGAAGCACGGACGGCAGCAGCAGCACCGUUCUGACUGCUGACGGCGGGAUCACGUUCAUUACUGCCUCCUCCUCCGCCCCCGUGGUGGCUGACUUCUCUUCCCGCGGCCCCCUGCUGCAGCCCUCCGCCACGGCCCAGCCGCCCAAGGCAAGCAACGCCAUCUUAAAGCCCGACAUCAUCGGCCCUGGAGUGAACCUCUUAGCUGCCUUUCCUGGCAAGAAACCCGGUGAAACCGGCAGUCUUGCCAGCAUGUCGGGCACUUCCAUGGCCACCCCGCAUUUAGCCGGGCUAGCCGCUUUAAUCAUCCAGAAGUACCCCAACUGGACCCCGGCGCAGGUGAUGUCAGCGCUGAUGACGACGGUGCGGGUGACGGACACGAGCAAGAGCCCGAUCAAGAGUUCGACGGGCAGGGAGGCCACCCCGUGGGAGAUGGGCGCAGGCCACGUGUUCCCCCCGGCCAUGCUCGACCCCGGGCUUACCUACGAUGUCCGCGACCGUGACUACCAGAAUUUCCUUGCCGGGCAGGACCUCAACCGCGCGACAAGGGAGUUCUGGGGGGUGAAGCUCUCUCCUCUGGCUGUUCGCAACGUCAACCUGCCCACCAUCACUCUGCCUCGCCUGCAGGGAUCCCUGCAGGUCACCCGCACCGUCACCAACGUGGGGCAGUCCCGGUCCACAUACAGCAUAUCUGGGAAGGCGCCGCAGGGGGUGAAGGUGACUUCGUCGGCUAAGAGCCUCACGCUUGCUCCUGGGGAGAAGGCGAGCUACACGCUGACGUUUACGGUGGAUACCCCCAGUAAUGACUUCCAGUACGGGUUUAUAGUCUGGGCUGACAACCAGGGCCACAGCGUGCGCUCCCCCCUCGUGGUGCAGCCCAUCUCCCGCUGA
Messenger RNA from Closterium sp. Naga37s-1, 8517 nucleotides. The record is from the annotation of a GenBank genome assembly. Lineage: Eukaryota; Viridiplantae; Streptophyta; Zygnematophyceae; Desmidiales; Closteriaceae.